Messenger RNA from Epinephelus lanceolatus (giant grouper), 770 nucleotides. The record is from RefSeq and is a predicted model, not a curated record. Lineage: Eukaryota; Metazoa; Chordata; Actinopteri; Perciformes; Serranidae.
CGGGCAGUGGUCCAGAUGGAUGAGGCCAGGGAGCAGCACAUUACCAAGCUGCUUAACUCUGUCCAAAAUGAGCCUGGUCCAAGGAGGGACAGCAGGGAUGCGAGACCCUCCACGUCUGACAGCUGGCGGGCGGCUGCCAAUAGCAGUGGUCAUUGUUACUUUGAUGGGGAUUUGCCUGAAGAGGAAAAGCUGAAGGUUGAGCUCAAAUCUGAGGAAGAGGAGGAAGAAGUCACUCCAGGCCAGAAGAAAGCAACUCACAAAUCACAACGUUACUUCUCUCAGGCAGCUGUUAAGGAUGAGCCUCCAGACACGUGGGAUGAAGAAGAAGAGCAGGAAAAGGAAGAGAAAGAGAAACUGAGAAGGAAGGACAAGGACGUGGAGUUCUUAUUUCAGGAAGUAGUCAGAGACAGUUCACUGGAUGAGCGUUUAAAGAGAGAUUUGGAGAGCAAGAAAUCAGAUCCAAAGUACAGAGAAAUGCUGAAAUUCAGGGAAAAGCUACCGUCUUAUGGGAAAAAAGAGGAGCUGGUGGAGCUGAUCAACUCGAACCGUGUCCUGGUGGUGAGUGGGGAAACAGGGUGUGGAAAGACCACUCAGGUCACCCAGUUCAUCCUAGAUGACUACAUCAAUAGAGGCAUGGGCUCCAUGUGUCGUGUGGUGUGCACGCAGCCUCGUCGCAUCAGUGCCAUCUCGGUAGCGGAGCGUGUAGCAGCAGAGAGGGCAGAAAGUGUUGGGAAUGGAAAUUCUUGUGGUUACCAAAUCCGCCUGCAGAG